AGAGUGUCUGAGCGGCUGUGUCUUCCUCUGUGCAGAGCAUGCAUGCCUUCGAGGAAGGCCUGGAGUUCCUGCCGGUCAACAACACCAAGAAGGUGGAGAAAGGAGGCCUCAGGCCCUGGGUGGUGCCCGUGGCUGUCGUGCUUGUGAUCCUCCUGGUCUCUCUCCUGGUUGGUUUCCUGGUGUGGCCUUGCAUAGACCGGGACGUGCGGAUCCAGAAGGUCUUCAAUGGCUACCUGCGGGUCACAAACGAGAACUUUCUGGACGCCUAUGAGAACCCGAACUCCACUGAAUUUGUAGAGCUGGCCAGCAAAGUGAAGGAGGCGCUGAAGCAACUGUACAGUGAGAUCCCCAUCCUGCGGCCCUACUACAAGGAGUCGACAGUGACUGCCUUCAGGUGGGUGCUGCGGAGAAGGCGGGGGCCGGGGAGGUGCUGGGAAUGGGAUCCGUGCGCUGUUGUAGGGGGACGUGUGCCUGGUGGCCAGCAGGGUGAUGCAGCCAUGAGGCCCUGGCUUGGGGAACCAAGUCCUGUUCUCUCCACGAUUGCGGCAGCUCCUGAAGAUAAGAUAGUGAGCCCCACUGACCCCAGAACAGUGCAGACCGCCCAGGACAACAGAUGCAAAUUCGCCCUGCACGCCCGAUGGGGAGAACAGACUCGCUUCACCACGCCCGGCUUUCCCGACAGCCCCUACCCAGCCUUCGCCCGCUGCCAGUGGACCCUGCGGGGUGAUGCCCACUCCGUGCUGAGCCUCACCUUCCGAAGCUUUGAUGUCACGCCCUGUGACCCCAAUAGCAAUGACCUGGUCGUGGUGUAUGACACCCUGAGCCCCGUGGAACCCCGCACGGUGGCGCAGCUGUGUGGCACCUACCCCCCCUCCUACAACUUGACCUUCAUCUCCUCCCAGAAUGUCCUGCUCGUCACGCUGAUAACCAACACGGAGCGGCGACACCCUGGCUUUGAAGCCGUGUUCUUCCAGCUGCCCAAGAUGAGCGGCUGUGGUGGUUACUUACAUGACACCCACGGGACAUUUAGCACCCCCUACUACCCGGGCCACUACCCUCCCAACAUCAACUGCACGUGGCAGAUUGAGGUGCCCCACAACCGAAACGUGAAGGUGUCCUUCAAAGUCUUCUACCUGUGGGAGCCCAGUGUGCCCGCGGGCACGUGCCCCAAGGACUAUGUGGAGGUCAACGGGGAGAAGUUCUGUGGAGAGAAGUCCCAGUUUGUGGUCGCCAGCAAGAGCAGCAGGAUCACGGUGCGCUUCCAUUCGGACCAGUCCUACACCGACACGGGCUUCUUGGCCGAGUACCUGUCCUAUGACUCCAGUGACCCGUGCCCGGGGAAGUUCAUGUGCAACACGGGGCGCUGCAUUGGAAACGAGCUGCGCUGCGAUGGCUGGGCGGACUGUGCCGACCACAGCGACGAGCUUGACUGCAAAUGCAACGCCACCUACCAGUUCACCUGCAAGAACAAGUUCUGCAAGCCCCUCUUCUGGGUGUGCGACACCGUGAACGACUGCGGGGACAACAGCGACGAGCUGGAGUGCAGUUGUCCAGAUAAGAGCUUCAAGUGUGGCAACGGGAAGUGCAUCCCCGAGAGCCAGCGAUGUGAUGGGAAGGACAACUGUGGGGACGGGUCCGAUGAGGCCAAGUGCAGCGGCGGGACUGUCGUCGCCUGCACCAAACACACCUACCGCUGCCACAACGGGCUCUGCUUGAGCAAGACCAACCCCGAGUGUGACGGGAAGAAGGACUGUAGCGACGGCUCGGAUGAGAAGAACUGCGACUGCGGGCUGCGGGCCUUCAGCAGGCAGUCCCGGGUGGUCGGAGGCAAGGAUGCGGAAGAAGGCGAGUGGCCCUGGCAGGUGAGCCUGCACGGGCUGGGCCAGGGCCACCUGUGCGGGGCCUCGCUCAUCUCCCCCAGCUGGAUGGUGUCCGCCGCGCACUGCUUCGCCGACGACCGAGGAUUCAAGUGCCCGGGGGUGCAGGAGCGCGGCCUGAAGCGCAUCAUCAGCCACCCCUCCUUCAACGACUUCACCUUUGACUACGACAUUGCGCUGCUGGAGCUGGAGCGGCCGGUCGAGUACAGCAACACCGUGCGGCCCAUCUGCCUGCCCGACACCUCGCACGACUUCCCCACGGGCAAGGCCAUCUGGGUCACCGGCUGGGGCCACACCUACGAGGGAGGCACCGUGGUGCUGAUCCUGCAGAAGGGCGAGAUCCGCGUCAUCAACCAGACAACCUGCGAGAAGCUGCUGCCGCAGCAGAUCACCCCCCGCAUGAUGUGCGUGGGCUACCUGAGCGGGGGCGUGGAUGCCUGCCAGGGCGAUUCCGGGGGCCCCCUGUCCAGCGUGGAGGCAGAUGGGCGGAUCUUCCAGGCCGGCGUGGUGAGCUGGGGCGAAGGCUGCGCUCAGAGGGACAAGCCAGGCGUGUACACGAGGCUCCCGAUUUUUCGGGACUGGAUUAAAGAGCAGACUGGGGUGUAGAGGCAGGGGCCGUCCACUGGUCACCCCAACGUGCACCCCUGCGGGCUGAGCACCGGUCGCUACCUGCACCCCUGCCUCAGGCCCCCCACAGACUGAGCUGAAUCCCCAGGACUCUGGAGAUGGAGGACCAGCCAGCAGAGCCCCUCCCCUCCUUCAGUCUCCGAAGUGGGGCUGGGAGGUGGGGAGAGGAGGAUGCCGGCGCGGACCUGGAGCGGAGGCCUGAGUCCGCAGCCAGUCCCUCCAGCCCCAGGCAGCCGGGCCCGUCCCUGGUCAUCGGCUCCUCC
Molecule: messenger RNA, 2767 nt
Organism: Myotis davidii
Lineage: Eukaryota; Metazoa; Chordata; Mammalia; Chiroptera; Vespertilionidae
Gene: ST14
Product: suppression of tumorigenicity 14
Exons: 19
Coding region: 39-2483 (814 amino acids)
Biological process (GO): proteolysis; acrosome reaction
Cellular component (GO): membrane
Molecular function (GO): serine-type endopeptidase activity; protein binding
Source: RefSeq, a predicted model, not a curated record